GGAGCAGUUACAGUGCUUUCGAGACACGAGUAAACCAACACUCUACUAGUAUUUCCAGUGAAAUUAAGUGUUUUCAAUUGAGAUGGGUAGGACUCCAUGCUGUGACCAAAAAGGACUUAGGAAAGGUGCUUGGACUGCCGAAGAAGACCAAAUACUCUUUUCUUACAUCAAACAACAUGGCGAAGGUGGCUGGCGUCACCUGCCCCAGAAAGCUGGUCUUUCGAGAUGUGGUAAGAGCUGCAGAUUGAGAUGGGCUAAUUAUCUGAGGCCAGGUAUUAAGAGAGGAGAGUUCAGCCCUGAGGAAGAACAGACCAUUAUUCGACUCCAUGCAAUUCUUGGCAACAGGUGGUCAAUUAUAUCGAGACACCUGUAUAGACGAACCGAUAAUGAAGUAAAGAAUUAUUGGAAUACUCGGUUGAAGAAACGAGGAACAACAGAAAUCAAUAGUAAAGAUUCUCCAGUCCGACAUAAAACUAAUGAUGAUGACAGUAGUGAUAAUGGUAAUAUUAUUAUUAAUUCGACCGCAAUUUCUGAAGAAAACAUCAUUAAUAACUAUAGUAAUAGUGACAAUGUGACCAAAGAGGCAUCAACAUCAUCACCAUCAUCAUCUUCUUCUACUACUGAUUAUGUACUCAACAGAGGUCUCCAAAAUCUCAUGUCGCCAAUUUCUAUUACUACUACAACUACAACUAAUUCAAAAGGUUUAGCUAGCAUAAGUACAUCCUUGGACACUGAAAUUUCGUCAAAUUCUUUACAAAUGAACAAAGGUAUUUCUACUGAUACAGCUAGUAGCAGUGUUAGUACUUCUAUAAAGGCUUGUGGGGAUGAUCAUCUAAAUGUGUCUAGAACUACAAGUUCUACAGCUUCGGCUUCCAGCAGGGCACUACUCAACAAAAUUGCUUCUAAACUCAAUCAGAUAAAUCUCGGUACAAUCAUUGGAAUGGGCAGUGGUUGUAGCGGUGGUGCUCGAGAUGGGGUUGAACAUCGUACUAUGGACUAUUCUUCUCCUAAUUUUUGUUGCACACCAAGUAUUGAUGAUAAUAUUAAUAGUAUUACUAGUUAUAAUGUUGAAGACCUUUUGGAGGAAGCGGAGUGCCAACAGAGCCUGGAAAUGGUUCAUUUUGAUGACCAUAUUAGUUCCAAUGCUACUCUCGAGGCUGAAGAUAAUUCUCUUGUGGAUGAUACAAACACAAGUAAUUUUAAUUAUUUUGAUGAUGCCAAAGAUGGAGGUCAGAGUGCCAAUAUUUCGCUUGAUGAGCAGCUUUUGCUCCCAAAUCAUUUUUCAAUGGAUUGUUUGGAAGAUGUCUUAAGAUAUAUGUAAUGAUUUAUAUUGUUUUGAAAAAAAAUCCUAUAUGUUGGUUUUUAUUUAUUUAUAUAUAGGAGAUUUUAAUAGUUAC
Molecule: messenger RNA, 1397 nt
Organism: Cannabis sativa
Lineage: Eukaryota; Viridiplantae; Streptophyta; Magnoliopsida; Rosales; Cannabaceae
Product: myb-related protein 330
Exons: 3
Coding region: 83-1321 (412 amino acids)
Source: RefSeq, a predicted model, not a curated record